AUGACCAGAGUUUUGGACUUGGUUCGCCCUUUUCUUCCGUAUUUACCGGAAGUACAAACACCAGCGCGACGGGUGCCUAUCAAGGAGCGGCUCAUAUGGAGUCUCGUGGCACUCGCCGUUUACCUGAUCGCCUGCCAGAUACCUCUGUACGGCUUUUUGAACACUGGGGGCUCUGAUCCGUUUUACUUGAUGCGUUUGGUAUUGGGUGCGAGUUCGAGAGGCACCAUUAUGGAGCUCGGUUUUUCGCCGAUCGUGACUUCGGGCAUGAUCAUACAACUGCUAGCGGGCGCGCGUAUCAUCGAGGUAGACUACUCGAACAAGCUCGAUCGUAUGCUCUUUGAAGCUGCUCAGAAGCUGGUUGGAAUAUGUUUCGCACUCUUUGAAGCGAUCGUCUAUGUAUACUCGGGAAUGUAUGGUCCGGUAUCUUCGCUGGGCCACGUGCGGGCAGCGCUUCUCAUUGGGCAGCUCUUCUGCGCUAGCGUUGUCGUGAUGCUUUUGGACGAACUCUUGCAGAAAGGGUAUGGGCUGGGCUCGGGAAUUAGUCUCUUCAUCGCAACGAAUAUAGCGGAGACGAUUGUGUGGUCUGCGUUCUCGCCGAUGACGAUCAACAUCGGUCGUGGUUUGGAGUUCGAGGGCGCUAUCAUCGCCCUCUUUCAUUUGCUGCUGACGCGCACGGACAAGACCCGCGCACUCUACGAGGCGUUCUAUCGCCAGGAGCUACCGAACCUCAGCAACCUACUGGCGACGGUGGUGGUGUUCAUGGUUGUUAUCUACCUGCAGGGACUGCGGAUCGAUUUACCUAUCAAGUCGGUGAAAGUUCGCGGACACGUCUCGUCGUACCCCAUCCAGCUUUUCUACACAAGCAAUACGCCAAUCAUUUUGCAGUCGACGCUGGUAACGAACCUGUACUUCUUCUCGCAAAUUCUUUGGAAGCGAUACCCUAACAUGUUCAUUGUGCAGGUAUUUGGGAAAUGGGCACAGUAUCGCGAUACCGGCCAGUUUGUGCCAAUUGGUGGCCUCGCGUACUACAUCAGCAAGCCGCGCAACCUGGGAGAUAUGCUGGUGGAUCCGGUUCGUGCGCUAUGCUACGUUGUUUUCAUGCUGGUCUCGUGUGCGAUCAUGUCGUAUCUCUAUAUCGAGGUAUCGGGCAAGAGCGCUCGCGACGUUGCAAAGCAGCUGCGCGAUCAAGAGUUGACCAUCAAAGGGCACCGUGACACCUCGCUCGUGAAGGAACUGAACCGCUAUAUUCCAGUUGCGGCUGCGUUUGGCGGUGUUCUAGUUGGCUUACUCACAGUGGUGGCGGACCUAACCGGUGCCAUCGGCAGCGGUACCGGUAUCCUUUUGGCCGUCACUAUUAUCUACGAGUACUCGGCUGCUUUGGCUAAGGAGACCCAGAACGGCUCCAGUCCGCUAGCAUUUUUCGAAUAA
Messenger RNA from Cyanidioschyzon merolae strain 10D, 1428 nucleotides. RefSeq names its product Sec61 alpha subunit. Gene Ontology annotation, cellular component: membrane; Sec61 translocon complex. NCBI's taxonomy places the organism in Eukaryota, Rhodophyta, Bangiophyceae, Cyanidiales, Cyanidiaceae. Bases 1 to 1428 code for a protein of 475 amino acids. The transcript has a single exon. Gene Ontology annotation, biological process: post-translational protein targeting to membrane, translocation; SRP-dependent cotranslational protein targeting to membrane, translocation. The record is from RefSeq and is a predicted model, not a curated record. Gene Ontology annotation, molecular function: signal sequence receptor activity; ribosome binding; transmembrane protein transporter activity.